AUGACGAUGCUCAUCAGACGGAUGGUCCACUGCUGCGCUCCGCUCCACCCUCUCAACUCCUAUCUGGAGAUAGGGGCAUGGGGGGGAGGCAUGGCUAGCAGCACGACAGGCGGCCAGCAACGGCAACCAGGCUCGACAGCUCGUGGAUUGCAUGUCGCUCACGAUGCAGUAGUGGUCGACAGACCAAUUACGGGUAAUACUCCGAGCCGACCGCCUCUGUACUAUUUCUGUACACAAGCAUGCCUCAAUGGCCUCCGGACUUCGGGCCUUCUUGAUCCCCAUUGUCCCAACGUUCUGCUCCAUCUAGGCCGGCAGCCGGACGCACCCUCCAGUCAAGCUCAUUAUGCGCCUCAUCCACUCUCUAACCAGGAAUUUCUCAACAAGGCGCAAGAGCAGCUCUCAGUAAGCCUUGUGGACGAUUGGGAGGCCCUCGACAAGUUUGGUAUGUACGGCGCGGUCGGCGCGCUGUUCAAGUUCACGCUGCGCGACUACGGCUACACGCUCAUGGCGAAGGGCGUCCAAUCCAUCGAUAAGGCCGACGUAUCCCGGAUCCUUCUCAUGUCAUUCGGCGGACUCAAUCUGGCAGGCUACGACGAUCUUGACAUCGACGUCGAAGCCGAGGCCAACGAGCUCCUGGAUGAGAUUAGGCAAAAGGUGUAG
Molecule: messenger RNA, 660 nt
Organism: Scedosporium apiospermum
Lineage: Eukaryota; Fungi; Ascomycota; Sordariomycetes; Microascales; Microascaceae
Exons: 3
Coding region: 1-660 (219 amino acids)
Source: RefSeq, a predicted model, not a curated record